This is a messenger RNA of Alligator sinensis (Chinese alligator), 1831 nucleotides long. RefSeq names its product male specific lethal 1 homolog (gene MSL1). Gene Ontology annotation, cellular component: MSL complex. NCBI's taxonomy places the organism in Eukaryota, Metazoa, Chordata, Crocodylia, Alligatoridae. The coding region runs from base 41 to 1048 and encodes 335 amino acids. The record is from RefSeq and is a predicted model, not a curated record. The transcript has 7 exons.
GUUGCCAUUACUAUUUCAGCUCCUGGCUCGAAUUGAGCGCAUGGAAAGGAGGAUGCAGCUGGUGAAGAAAGAUAAUGAGAGAGAGAAACACAGGAUUUUUCAAGGGUAUGAAACAGAAGAGAAGGCUGAGUCGGAAGCAUCUGACAAAUUACAGAUUGAGUACCAGCAGGAUCUCCUGGAGACUUCCCAGACCCUGCCUCCCAAACACUUCUCGUAUGGAAGAAAUGGAAAGGGACAUAAAAGGAAGUCGGCGUUUGGAAGUGCAGAGAGGAAAACUCCAGUUAAAAAGCUGGUGACUGAAUUUUCAAAAGUCAAAAGCAAAACUUUGAAGCACUCUCCAAUGAAAGAGGAGUCAAGUAGCUCUUUACCUGAAACUGUUUGCAAACGUGAACUGAGGAGCCAAGAGACUCCAGAAAAAACCCGAUCUCUAGUGGACACUCCACUAAAACCAUCCACCCCCUUGCGAGGUCCCAGUGCCCAUCCCAAGGAUAAAAGUUUUUCCAGCGAUAUAGAAGAUCUGCCAUACCUCUCAACCACAGAAAUGUAUUUGUGUCGUUGGCAUCAGCCUCCCCCAUCACCAUUGCCGUUACGAGAGCCCUCCCCAAAGAAGGAGGAGACUGUAGCAAUUCCUUCUUGGAGGGACCAUGUUGUAGAGCCCUUGAGAGACCCAAACCCUUCAGAUCUCUUGGAGAAUCUAGAUGACAGUGUAUUUUCCAAAAGGCACGCAAAACUGGAGCUGGAUGAGAAGAGGAGGAAAAGAUGGGAUAUCCAGAGGAUCAGGGAACAAAGAAUUCUACAGCGACUGCAGCUCAGAAUGUAUAAAAGGAAAGGAAUUCAGGAAUCUGAGCCUGAAGUUACCUCAUUUUUCCCUGAGCCAGAUGAUGUGGAAAGCUUGCUGAUUACCCCCUACUUGCCUGUUGUAGCAUUUGGCCGACCAUUACCAAAACUAACCCCACAAAACUUUGAGCUGCCCUGGCUGGAUGAACGAAGCCGUUGUCGGCUGGAUACGCAAAAGAAGCAGACGCCUCACCGAACGUGCAGAAAAUAACUGCGUGGACAAGAGAGCUUUGCAUUGCAAUGGGUGUAGCAGGCCAUUUGUAACAAGUGGCCAGGGACUUUAUAUGUUGUUCAGUCACAUGACUCUUUGCCCUCAUGUAUAUUCUUGUUUGCUGAUUCCUACCCCCCCAUGCCUCUCCUUCUGUUUUUUUUGUUUUGCUUUCAUUCUACAAAAAAACUCUUUACCUAGCUAAUUAACUGUGGCUUUGUUCUUUUAGUUUUUGUUCUCUCUUUCCUUGGUAGCAAGCUCUCAAGCUUUUACGCUGAAGCAGUAAGGCUGGAAGCUCAAGUGGCAUCUUUUUGCUGCUUGUGCAAGCUUUUUUUCUAGCUGCUGUGGCCACUACCGUUUUGUAAGAGGCCUUGUGAAGGUAGGUGAGCCUAAAAAACAAAACAAAACAGAAGGCCUGGCUUGACAGCUGGCCCACCUGUAAGUUCUCCUCAUGGUCAUUGCCUGCCUGUUGGCUCAGCAAGUGGUGCCCAUCACUCCUGCAGCUGCCUUUUUUUUAUGACAUGCAGCUUGGAAGCUUAAGGUUUUAGAGUGAAGGGAACUCAUAAGCCCAAAUCUUGCAUGGUGAGAACUUGCAGAUGGGGACCAACCUUAAGGUACAGCAGGCCAAGUUAGGCCAAUUCCCCUCACACCGUCACUCCAAAACAAAAACCAGUCUGAGGAAAGUUGGCUUGGUUGCAACUUCCUCUUGCCUGACAGAUCAGGCUUCUAUUAUUGUGCCUGUGUUGUGCGCUUUUUUUUUUUUUUUUUUUUGCUGCUGCUUGUGUU